GACAAUAUCCCACCCAGCCGUCCUACCCCGUCCAGUCCCCCGCCAACCCCGCCGUGUACCCACAGACUAUGCCCCUUCCGCAGCCGCCGCCCUACACAGAUGCACCUCCUGCUUAUUACGAGCUUUACCGUCCCAGCUUCGUGCCUCUGGGGGCUGCCACCGUACCUACAAUGUCUGCGGCGUAUCCGGGCGCUUCCGUCUUCCUGCCCAUGGCCCAGUCUGUGGCCGUGGGUCCGAUCGGCUCCCCCCCCCCCCCACCCCCCCCGAUGGCGUAUUACCCCGUGGGACCGGUUUAUCCUCCGGGCUCGACAGUCCUUGUUGAAGGUGGCUUUGAUGGUGGAGCAAGGUUUGGGGCUGGUGGAACAGCCAGCAUCCCUCCCCCCCCUCCUGGCUGUCCCCCCAACGCCGCCCAGCUGGCCGUAAUGCAGGGAGCCAACGUCUUGGUGACGCAACGGAAGGGAAACUUCUUCCUGGGAGGCUCAGAUGGCGGCUACACUAUCUGGAAGCAAAAGCAGAGGAAAACUAGCGUCUGUGCCUACGUGAGCCUGUGUGUCGGGGCUAAAGCCGGCUCUGCAGACGAAGCGAACCUGCUCCGCUUCUGA
Messenger RNA from Fulmarus glacialis (Northern fulmar), 602 nucleotides. RefSeq names its product DAZ associated protein 2 (gene DAZAP2). Lineage: Eukaryota; Metazoa; Chordata; Aves; Procellariiformes; Procellariidae. The record is from RefSeq and is a predicted model, not a curated record.